AUGGCCUCUCAGAAACUGUCCCGCCACGGAUCAAAACCAAUGGCUUCAGCAAGCACCUCAGACCGCUCUAGAUAUGGCCAUGGAGCUCACAGCAGAUACAGAGACACAGGCCUUCUUGACUCCCUGGGCAGGUUCUUUGGAGGUGACAGGCAUGUUCCUAGGAAGGGAAAGGUGAGCACCGAGGAAUAG
Staurois parvus is the source of this 189-nucleotide messenger RNA. NCBI's taxonomy places the organism in Eukaryota, Metazoa, Chordata, Amphibia, Anura, Ranidae. The record is from the annotation of a GenBank genome assembly.